This is a messenger RNA of Solea senegalensis (Senegalese sole), 1614 nucleotides long. RefSeq names its product transmembrane protein 255B. The coding region runs from base 192 to 1118 and encodes 308 amino acids. The record is from RefSeq and is a predicted model, not a curated record. The transcript is spliced from 10 exons. NCBI's taxonomy places the organism in Eukaryota, Metazoa, Chordata, Actinopteri, Pleuronectiformes, Soleidae.
GGAGUGGUUGCACUCUCCCCAGACAACUGAAACAUGGAGGAGAAGGAAACACAGGGAGUGAGGAUUUUCAACAUCAACGUUCACAGAGAGAGAGAGACAUGGAGGGAGAGAGAGAGGGGCAGGCAUGUGUGCUCCUCCUCAGCAGUGAUAAAACAUCACUGUGAGACAAGCAUCAUUGAAGUGGAUCCACCAUGAAAGUACAGAUCCUGGGAGCAGCGGGUCACGACAGACUGGAGACAAAGAGCCGAACCACAGGGACGAUGGUGAGGAGGACGACGAGAGCUCUAUGGCUGGUGGUGGGCAACAUCAUACUGUCUGUGCUGCUGGUGGUGCUAGGAGUCUACACAACCACACGCACCGAGAGCCUGAAUGUGACCGGGUACAUCCCUGGAGUUAUUCUGACACUUGGAUCAUUCCUCGGACUUUUGGGACUGUGCCUAGAAGAAAACCGCAAGCAGCUGCUGACAGCUGCGAUCAUGUUCCUCAGCUUUGGGAUCAUCACUGCUCUCCUGUGCCUGGUGAUUGAUGGCGUCUGUAUCCUCUUAAACAUGGACAUGCGUCCACUGAGAGCAGAGCGAUGUCAGUAUUACAGCAGUGGCAACAGCUACAUCUAUGAGAAUUUCUAUACAUCUGUGCCCUGUUGGAAUCUAAAUGAGUCGUGUACCAUGACGGUACGAAGUGGAACGUGCUACUGCUGCGAUCUGUAUGACUGUGCCAAUGGAGGCUACCUCAGCAACUACUAUGAAUUUGUGGGAAUACAAAGCUGCGAGGACGUUUUCACUCUUUACAUUUUGAUUUGGACGCUCACCGUGCUGAACCUUGUGGCCUUCUUCACAGGGAUUCUCAUCACGGCUGUGCUCGGAAGCAUCAAGGACUUGAGGAGCAGCCUCCCUGUGUCCGAGGACUCUGAAAGCCCAGCAACUUCCCCCACAGCUCCUCAGCUAAUGGACGCCAACACACACACAGUUCAUCGGCUCUACCCUGAUGCAUCGAUGUAUUUUUCUCCGGCAGAAAACACAGAAGCUUCACAGAAUCGUCCUCCAUCGUCUUCGUCCAGUCCUCCUCCUCACUUCACGCCAAUGACAAACCCGCUGCUUUUCAAAGUCCACGGCUUCUAGGCAAAAACAGAAGCUUUUUCACCAGAGAACGGUUGAAAACCAUAGUAAACAGAUGCUUUAUUGGGUGAUUAAUGUUGUUAUUAUUAUUAUUAUUAUUAUUAUUAUUAUUAUUAUUAAUAAGAGUUGACAAUGUUUUUCAAACGGCUUUGAACUGUAUGCAGAUAUAUUAAGAUGCUUCAUGGACAAUGCUUCCUACUGCAUUAUACUUUUAAGUUUUUACGAUAUAUACCACUUAUAUGCUCUAUAACAAAAAGUCAAUACAUGUGUUUAUCAGUGCACUGCAUAACUCAAACCUAAAUGAUUAAAUCAGUGCAUAAAUCACCAAAAUUGGAACCUCAGGGGCGCAACAAUUUAUUAUUAUUAACAGCCAUUAGUUUUAGUCAUAAUAUAUUAAAGGUCAAUGCUUUACAUAAGGAGUUUAUUGUCCAUUAAGUUUUAUGCUUCAAAAAAUGAUUGCACAUAUUAAAUAUUUAAUAAAGUUUCUGGUUGAACUGCA